CAUCGCGGUAUCUUUUAGUCGAGCAUUUUAAUUUUACAGUGAUGUGGUAAUAAACCAUCCGUUUAAGAAAUAGGUAAUUGUUUUAUGUUGCUUGGAAGGCGGAUCAUCUUGCCUUCUUUUUUAUUACCUAUUUCGACCGUUUAUAGGAAUUAUACCCAGCAGCCAUGACCACCAAAGACCCAGUUGUAGCUGCCCGAUUAGCUCGUAAUCGUGAAAUCGCCCUGAAAGCCGGAAGAAAAUUAGCUCGAUGUAAACCCGGCGAAGAAGUUGUGAUUUCAGGAAUAUCGGGCGUAUUCCCCGAUUCGGACAAUGUUAAACAUUUCGGCGAAAAUUUACUCGCCAAGAAAGAUUUAAUCUCAGACGACGACAGAAGAUGGAAAUUAGAACAUCCUGAAAUCCCUCAAAGAACUGGUAAAUUAAACGAGGUGAAUAAGUUCGACGCUGCGUUUUUCGGUGUCCAUUACAAACAGGCUCAAACUAUGGAUCCUAUGUCCAGAAUAUUAUUGGAGAAAGCUUACGAAGCGGUUGUUGAUGCUGGUUACAACCCAAAACAACUGAGAGGAACGAAAACCGGAGUAUUUGUCGGAGCUUGCUUCAGCGAAUCUGAAAAAACCUGGUUCUACGAAAAAAUCCAAAUCGACGGAUUCGGUAUUACAGGAUGUUCUCGAGCCAUGUUAGCCAACAGAAUUUCCUACUGGCUGGGCAUCAACGGACCCAGUUACACGGUAGAUUCAGCUUGUUCAUCGAGUUUAUACGCCUUAGAACACGCUUACAAAGCAAUCAGAGACGGAGUUUGUGACGCAGCUAUCGUCGGAGGAUGUAAUUUAUGUCUACAUCCUUACGUAUCUCUUCAAUUCGCCCGUCUCGGUGUGUUGAGCGCUGACGGAAAAUGCAAAUCUUUCGACGAAUCAGCGAACGGUUAUUGUCGUUCGGAAACUGUGGCGGUGGCAUUUUUACAAAAAAUGAAAGACUCUCGUAGAGUCUACGCUAGAGUCGUUCACGCUAAAACCAACUGCGAUGGGUAUAAAGAACAAGGUAUCACUUACCCUUCCGGUCUCAUGCAAAAAAGACUUCUGGAAGAGUUCUACGAAGAAUGUGAAGUCAAACCAAACACAUUGAACUUUGUAGAAGCUCAUGGAACCGGUACAAAGGUCGGUGAUCCCGAAGAAGUCAAUGCUUUAGAACAGGUAUUCUGCCCAGGACGUACCACUCCCCUGAAAAUCGGCUCGGUUAAAUCGAAUAUCGGUCACUCAGAACCUGGAUCCGGUUUAUGCAGUGUGACCAAAGUCGUACUCGCCUUCGAACUUGGAAUGAUUCCACCUAAUAUCAACUUGAAAACACUUCGUUCCGAUAUCGAAGCUUUCCAUACAGGAAAAAUUACCGUCGUAACUGAACCAACUCCUUGGGAAGGAGGAUUAGCCGGAGUUAACAGUUUCGGAUUCGGUGGUGCCAAUUGCCACGUUUUGUUAAGUUCGAAUCCAAAAAAUAAGGUCGAUAAUGGCACGCCUUUGGAUGAUUUACCACGUUUGGUAUGCACUUCUGGUCGUACCGAAGAAGCCGUUGAUGUCAUUUUAACCGAUUUAGAAAACAGAACAUUGGAUGCAGAAUUCGUUAGACUGCUUCACGAAGUUCACAGCGAAGAUAUCCCCGGCCAUAUUUACCGUGGAUAUACAAUUUUAAAGAAAGAAAGCCAACCUGAACCAGUCAGACAUAUCGAAGUGUGUACUCAAGUCGUUAUACAUAUUAAUCGCCUUGUAUUAAAAAAAAAAAUUCUCAACCUUGUGUCAUUUUUUCUUCAGUAUUUCCCCGGAGAAAGAAGACCAAUUUGGUUCGUUUUCGCUGGAAUGGGUUCCCAAUGGCCUGGAAUGGGCAAAGAUCUCAUGAAAAUCCCAGUUUUCGCCGAAUCCGUCCAAAAAAGUCACCAAACACUGAAACCGAAAGGAGUCGAUUUGAUCCGAAUCAUCACCAAUAAUGAUCCUAAGACUUUCGACAAUAUUUUAAAUUCUUUCGUCGGUAUUGCCGCCAUCCAGAUCGCUCUUGUCGAUCUACUGAGAGCUAUUGGAUUAAAACCAGACGGUAUUAUUGGACACUCUGUAGGAGAAUUAGGUUGUGCCUACGCUGACGAAUGCUUUACAGCCGAACAAAUGAUCCUGGCCGCUUACUAUAGAGGUUUAGCUUCCCUGGAGACUGAAUUUAUUCACGGAUCUAUGGCUUCGAUUGGUGUGGGAUACGAUACUGCGAGACAUUUGGUACCUUCGGAUAUCGAUAUUGCUUGCCAUAAUGGUCCAGAAAGCUGUACGGUAUCUGGUCCUUCGGAAUCUGUUAAGAAAUUCGUUACAUCGCUUCAAGAAAAGGGUAUUUUCGCCCGAGAAGUUAAAGUGUCCAAUAUCGCUUAUCACAGCAGAUAUAUCGCUGAUGCUGCUCCGAAACUUAUGUCGUAUUUGAGAAAGAUCAUCCCCGAACCCAAACUACGUUCAAGCAAAUGGAUAAGUUCAUCGAACCUGGAAGCCGACUGGAAUAAAGAAAAAGCCAAAUACUCGUCCGCCGAAUACCACACCAACAACCUUCUCAGCUCAGUGUACUUCGAAGAAGCCUCUCAUAACGUUCCAGCUAACGCCAUAGCUAUCGAAAUCGCUCCCCAUGGUCUUCUACAAGCCAUCUUAAAACGAUCCUUGAAAAAGGACGUUAUCAAUAUACCUUUAACUUUGAGGAAUCAUCCCGAUAAUUCGGAAUUCUUACUAGCAGCUUUGGGAAAAAUAUACGAAGCUGGCGGCAAUUUCAAUUUGGCCAAUUUAUAUCCCGCCGUUGAAUUCCCAGUCAGUCGUGGUACACCUAUGAUCGCUCCUUUGGUUAGAUGGGAGCAUAGCGAAGAUUGGUACGUUACUUCGUAUCAAAUGCAAGAAAAAAUCAAAUCCGGAGAACGUUCUGUGGUUAUUUCAUUGAAAGAUGACGAACUCGAGUAUCUAUCUGGUCACGUUGUCGAUGGAAGGAAUCUGUAUCCUGCUACUGGAUAUUUGAUGCUGGCUUGGGAAACGAUCAGUUUAAUGAGAGGAGAAUUAUAUUCCGAAGUUCCAGUGGUGUUUGAAAACGUCAGAUUUAACAGAGCCACAAAUAUUCCCAAAGAAGGCAACAUCGACUUCACAAUCAUGGUGCAAAAAGGCAGCGGUAAUUUCGAAGUGGUUGAAGGAGGCGCUGCCAUCGUCACCGGUCGAAUUUACGUACCCGAAGAUGUCAACAAAGAAUGCAUUAAUAUGCCACCUUUGGAAGAUACCCCAGAUAACACUGAAAAAUUACCUUUGACUAAUAAAGACGUGUACAAAGAAUUAAGACUUAGAGGAUACAAUUAUAAAGGAUUAUUCAGAGGAGUCACUUACGCUAAUAACGAAGGAAACGUCGGUCGUAUCGCAUGGGUGAAUAACUUCGUCGCCUUCAUGGAUAACAUGCUGCAAAUGCAAAUCUUACAAGAAGACACCAGAGGCUUAUUCGUACCUACCUCGAUCCAAAAAAUGGUCAUAAAUACCAAAAAACAUUUCAGCAUACUGCACACUUUGGACGAAGAAAAACCCGAAUUCCCCGUCUACGUUUACAAAGAAAUCGAUCUAAUUUCAUGCGGAGGUAUCGAAGUAAGGAAUCUCAGGGCUAGUGCCAUCACCAGGAAGAAGCCCUUGGGCGAACCUGUCUUGGAGAAAUUCCAAUUCGUGCCUCAUAUCAAUCUACAACCGACCGAUUUCAAAGAUAUUAUUCGUAUUUCUACGCAUUUGGCUUUGGAAAAUGCCCCCAUGAUUAAAGUGAAAACGGUCGAAUUGAUUGAUAGUUUUGCUAAAACAGAAGGACCUCUGGUUUCGAAAAUUUUAGUCAACGUGUUAGGCGAUCUUCCAUUAAUUCAGGCUGAUAUCGUCGUCUUGGCGAAUAACGAACAUGCUCUCGUAACCGAAGAAGAAUUAACCGGAUUAACAGUCGAAGAUAAGAAAUUACCAGCUGAUCAAAGUUGCCUGAUGGUUAUUGCAUCUCAAUUACUGAACAGAAAAGACAUACUUCAAACCGCUCUGACAUCUUUAAAAGAUGGCGGAUUUAUUCUCACCAGAGAAAACACCGAAGAAAAAAUACCCUUCAAUACGCUCGGAUUGGACGUAUGCUUAGAUUACACUUUCAACGAUGAAAGAAUUCUACUCGUUCGUAAAACCGUCGAAGUGAACUUAGACCCGGUUGUAAUUAAAAUCGGCGGAAAUACCUUCUCUUGGGUGCCCGAAGUUCAAAAAGCAUUAACUUCGUUGAACUCUGGUAAAAAUCAGAAACUAGUCGUUUACGCCGAAAAAGAAAAACUCAACGGUAUCUUGGGAUUCUUCAACUGUAUACGAAAGGAACCUUACGGAGAACAAGUUCGAUGUUUCUUCAUCAUGGACGAAACCGCACCCAACUUCUCUCUUCAACAUCCACUGUACAAAUCACAAUUUGCCAAAGAUCUAAGUCUAAACGUGUACAAAAACGGAACAUGGGGAACCUAUCGCCAUCUUUUGCUGGAAAACGUAGAUAAUGUGAAAGUACCUCACGCUUAUGUCAAUACUUUAGUUCGUGGUGAUUUGACCACGUUGAGAUGGAUCGAAGGACCCUUGGAUCCAACUGUACAUAAACCCAAAGGUAAAUACUCGAUGCUGGUUCACGUUUACUACGCUCCGUUGAAUUUCCGUGAUAUUAUGUUAGCAACUGGAAAAUUGGCUAGCGAGGUCAUCAUCAAAAGUCGUAUUGAUCAGGAGUGCGUUCAAGGUUUCGAAUACGCUGGCAAAGCUGAAGAUGGACAACGUUACAUGGGUAUGAUUGUAGCCAAAACUAUGGCAACGGUGAUCGAAAGUGAUUUACGUUUGCAAUGGAAAGUACCAGAUGCGUGGUCUUUGGAGGAAGCUGCAACUGUACCAGUAGUUUAUGGAACAGUUCUUUACGCUUUAUUAAUCUGUGGCCAUAUGAAAAAAGGCGAAUCUAUUUUAAUUCACGCCGGAAGUGGUGGUGUCGGCCAAGCUGCAAUUAAUAUAUGUUUAUUCUACAAUUGCGAAAUUUUCACCACCGUUGGUACUCCUGAAAAAAGAGAAUUUAUUAGAAAAACUUUCCCCCAGAUCCCAGAAAGCCACAUCGGUAAUUCGAGAGAUACCUCGUUUGAACAAAUGGUCAUGAGAGAGACGAACGGUAAAGGAGUCGAUAUGGUUUUGAACUCGUUAGCCGAAGAAAAAUUACAAGCUUCGGUUCGUUGUUUGGGCAAAGGAGGUCGAUUCAUGGAGAUAGGAAAAUUCGAUUUAGCUAAAAAUAAUACUCUAGGAAUGGAACAUUUCUUAAAAGAAAUCAGUUUCCAUGGUGUCAUGUUGGAUAAUUUAUUCUACGCCAAAACUAAAUGGAAGCUCGAGCUUCGUGAUUGUUUACAGAAAGGUAUCGAUGAAGGUGCCGUCAAACCUUUAGUCAGAACAGUAUUCGCUGCCGAUGAAGUAGAAGCAGCUUUCAGGUAUAUGGCAGCUGGUAAACAUAUCGGUAAAGUGUUGCUGAAAAUACGUGACGAAGAACCAGAUUUACGUGCAAAACCUCAAAUUCUACGGUUCGAUGCUGUUCCUCGAUAUUUGUGCUCGGAGAGCGAAUCGUACAUUUUAUGCGGUGGACUUGGAGGUUUCGGUUUAGAAUUAGCUGAUUGGCUGGUGUUGAGAGGAGCUCGUAAUUUAGUUCUCACAUCGAGAAAAGGUAUUAGCACCGGUUACCAGGCGAUGAGGGUUAGAAUAUGGAGAUCCUACGGCGCAAAUGUGAUCAUAUCGACCGAAGAUAUUACCAAAGAAGAAGGAGUCAAGAAUGUGAUCGAUACAGCCAAUGCUUUGGGUCCUGUGUCCGCUAUAUUUAAUCUCGCUGUCGUUUUACAAGACGCAGUAUUCGAAAACCAAACCGAAGAAACAUUCGUCGCUUCAGCCGGCCCCAAAGCCCUCGCAACUUACUACUUCGAUCAACUAUCGAGGAAAUUGUGCCCUCGUCUGCAGCAAUUCGUCAUCUUCUCCAGUGUAAGUUGCGGUCGAGGUAACGCUGGCCAGACCAAUUACGGUAUGUCCAACUCGGUUAUGGAGAGAAUUUGCGAAGCCAGAAAAGCUGAAAACUUACCAGCUCUAGCUAUCGAAUGGGGAGCCAUCGGAGAAGUCGGUUUAGUCGCUGAUAUGGCUGAAGAUAAUUUAGAAGUCGUUAUCGGUGGUACCUUGCAGCAAAGGAUAUCCUCGUGUUUGGAAGUCAUGGACUAUUUCAUCAAACAGCCAAAUCCCAUCGUCGCCAGUAUGGUCGUGGCUGAGAAACGUUCUGGUAGCAGUGGAAGUGGAACUAUUGUCGACACUGUUGCCAAUAUUUUAGGUUUAAGAGAUUUGAAAACAGUAAGUUUACAUUCGACCCUGGCUGAACUUGGAAUGGACUCCAUGAUGGGAGUAGAAAUCAAACAAACGCUAGAACGUGAAUUCGAAGUAUUCUUAACUCCUCAAGAUAUCAGAGGAUUAACAUUCGCUAAAUUAUACGAAAUCGCAGCAGCAGCUGAAAGCGAAGAUAAAACAGAAGCAUCAGGAGCUGCCAAAAAACCCACCGACUCCACUCAACCUAGUGAAUUAGGAAUGCAUUACUUUAUGCGUCUCGUCAGCGAUGAAACUAAAGCUGCUAAACCUAUUGUCAGAAUACCCUCGCUUGCUGACGAUGGAUCUACUCAAGAAGUAUCCACCAGAACUAACCCUACUGUGUUCGUUAUUCCAGGAGUUGAAGGUAUUGCAAAUGUCAUGGAACCCUUGGGUGUCAAUCUAAAUCUCCAAGUGCUCUGCCUACAAUACAGUUACGAAGAUCCUCCCGAAACCAUCCAAGGAAUAGCCAAGAGUUUAAUGGUGCACAUCACCAGCAGAUUACCACCCAACCAAGAAUUCCACAUUAUUGGUUACUCAUUCGGUGGUAUGGUUGCAUUAGAAGUGGUCAGACUAUUAGAAGAAGAAGGAAGAGUUGGUCGUUUAUGGUUAAUUGACAGUUCGCCCGAAUUCUUGAAAACUAUUACUAAAUUAAGUUUCAUAUCAACGACCGAUCAAAUCGAUAACGAAGUGCAAGUUAAACUGAUUCUUAGAUUUUUGGAUUUAAUUUGGCCCGAAGCAUCGAGCGAAAUCGCCGAUCAAUUAUAUCAACUACCUGACUGGAAUUCUCGUUUAGAUUUAGUUAUUGGUUUAACACCGCCUGAAAUUAAACACAGUAAACGUUACCAACGAGCAUUGAUGACCGCCGGAUACCUUCGUAUUAAAGCUGUAUUAGACUAUGUAGGAUUACCUGAAAAUUGCCUGAAAGCUUCGACUACUUUAAUUAGACCUACGGAGAUAUCAUUACAAAUGGCUGACGAUUACAGUUUAUCACAGUUCUUCCAAACACCGGUCAAAGUACAUUUCGUCGAAGGAAAUCACUUCACUAUUUUAGAGAAUAAGAAAACUUCAGAUGUGAUCACCGAAGGAACUGUGUACCACGAAAGGCUAAUGUUCAAAAACAAUCUGAACGAAGGAAAAAUGACACCACUCGUUGCAAAUUCGAAGCAAUAAGCAUCGCUUGCGAAUCGAAUAAUCCAACUUGAUUGAUUCCAUCCUGAAAUACAUCCGCCAAUUUAUUUUAGUUAAUUAAGUCGAAAAUAAAGUGUUUCUUCAAA
This is a messenger RNA of Planococcus citri (citrus mealybug), 7669 nucleotides long. RefSeq names its product Fatty acid synthase 3 (gene FASN3). Gene Ontology annotation, biological process: fatty acid biosynthetic process. Lineage: Eukaryota; Metazoa; Arthropoda; Insecta; Hemiptera; Pseudococcidae. The record is from RefSeq and is a predicted model, not a curated record. The transcript has 36 exons. The coding region runs from base 165 to 7565 and encodes 2466 amino acids. Gene Ontology annotation, molecular function: 3-oxoacyl-[acyl-carrier-protein] synthase activity; oxidoreductase activity; phosphopantetheine binding.